Messenger RNA from Physella acuta, 812 nucleotides. RefSeq lists its product as uncharacterized. Gene Ontology annotation, molecular function: protein dimerization activity; RNA polymerase II transcription regulatory region sequence-specific DNA binding; DNA-binding transcription factor activity, RNA polymerase II-specific. Lineage: Eukaryota; Metazoa; Mollusca; Gastropoda; Physidae. The record is from RefSeq and is a predicted model, not a curated record. Gene Ontology annotation, biological process: developmental process; regulation of transcription by RNA polymerase II.
AAAGGAUAAUCUGCAGUUGUUUUUAAAACGUAUUUAACGAAUGUAUGGAUUUAGAAUUUGAACAUUUCACUUUUUAUGUGGCAUGCUGUGUGGAACUAGACAUGAGCAAAUUGCCAGAUAUUUGUCCGAAUCGUAGGCUAAAGACACCACAAAACAACGCUGCCAGGGAAAGGUCACGGGUUAAGACGCUGAGAACAGCUUUUUUGGAAUUACAACGAUCAUUGCCGGCUGUCCCACCCAACACAAAGCUGUCCAAGCUUGACAUCCUGGUCCUGGCCACAGCCUACAUCUACCGUCUGACACAAACACUGCAGUGUCGAGAUGACCCCAGGUUCCCGGAAACCAACCCGUCCCCAGCAGACGAUGGCGGUCAAGGCUUCUACAAGACCAGUGACGUGGCAGAGUCCUCUAGUUUUAACACAAGUGUGUCGACACCAUCAAGGGAUUGCAAGGUGAAGGUUAAAGUUCAAGCCAAAAAAAGACUGACCAACUCGUGUGUCGCCUGCAGGGAUGUCGAGAGCAAAUAUUUGUGGGGUGAACCUUGGAGCAGGCGAUGCCAGGAAGACACGUACCACCCACAGGUUUCUAAUAUUUGGGGGCCAGACGUGAGGCGUCCAGUCGUUACCAACACUAGGAUCAUGCAGUCCAACCGUGGGAUAUUACAUCCGGUCAAGAAAUGGCCCAUGAGGUCAAGGCUGUAUGACAGCAUUUUCGGCUGUCCAGGCAAGACUUCACUGCUGACAAGAAGUGUUGGAACAGCCAGUUAUGAAAGGCAGACUCAGCAUGUGCCAGCUAAAAUUGAAAGAGCUUAA